CCGGUGUUGACGGAGUGUGCUCUACGGUGCGGACUUGAAAUUCGAUAGGCGGCGGAACGUGACCAUCGCGAUUUCCAAGAUAUCCGGUGCAAUAAACAGAAAAAAAAAAAGAUUUCCGUGUCAAUGGGAAGCUGCUGAUUUAUGUGCGUAGAAAUCGAUCCAGCCUGUUUUGAUAAUGGAUAACCGCUUUGGUGGAUAUGCGUGUUGCAGAUAGGGUGUACCACUCAUAAAUUAAGCUCACGAUACGGGGGUUUCCUAUCUUCAGUGGCCGUUCCGAUGUAUAAUGGAGAAGCAAUUGCCCGUUAACCGCAUGAGUGAUUGUUUGGAGUGUGGGAAUGACCCGUAGAAUCAAAUGGAAAUGCCUAGCUGAAGGAUACGUGUUCGGCCGAGUGUUCAGAUGUGAUGUAGAUAAAUGAGUUCAUAAGUUUCAAUUAGUGUUGUUAGUAGUGGAUGAGUGUUGUUCGUCAGCAAUGAGUGCUGGCCGUGGUUUGUACAAAUUGGUGCUACCGGAUUUGUCUCCGAUGGCUGUAUCCGACAACGGAACCGGAAAUGAGUCCGCCAUCAUCGGUGUUCAGUGGUUGCUCGGCGGUGAAUCUCCGGAAUGGAAUAGCAGUGCCGUGGUGUUGGCUGAUAAUGAGACCGGUUCCGGAAACCUGUCAAGUGUGCUUGGAAGUUUCGCUCCUCCAGUGUCCACGACCAUCCCUUCCUCCUCGUCGACCCUGGCCUACCUGCUGGAGGCCGGCCGGGUCCAGAUUCCCCUGUACAGUGUUAUCUUUCUGUUGGCUGUGAUAGGCAACUCGUUGGUUAUUCUCACCCUGGUGCAGAACAAGCGGAUGCGAACCAUCACCAAUCUGUUCCUGCUCAAUCUGGCUGUGUCGGACCUGUUCCUCGGAGUGUUCUGCAUGCCGUUCACCCUCGUCGGGACGCUGCUGCGGGACUUUGUCUUCGGGGAGGUCAUGUGCAAGCUGCUGCCGUAUCUGCAAGCUUCAUCAGUGGCGGUAUCGGCUUGGACGUUAGUUAUAAUCUCGGUGGAGCGCUACUACGCCAUCUGCCAUCCGUUGCGGUCCCGACGGUGGCAAACGCUUAGCCACGCGUACCGCCUGAUAGCGCUCAUCUGGUGCGGCAGUUUGUUCUUCAUGCUGCCGAUCGCCGUACUCAGCAAACUGAUACCCACCAAUCAAGGUCAUCACAAAUGUCGGGAGUUGUGGUUCGAUCGGGGCUACGAGCGGGCCUACAAUCUUUUCCUGGAUGUGAUCCUACUGGUGCUUCCGUUGCUCAUUCUGGCUGUGACGUAUUCGCUCAUCACCAGGACCCUCUGCCGGGGGAUGCACGACUUUCGGAGGUAUUCGAAGGCGUUUUCAACGGCUCAGACUGGUGGCGGUGGUGGGGAGCUGAUGACGACGAUGACAUCGGCCACCGGUAUGGCUAUUGGUCGGGAGCGAUCAUUCCGGCGACAUAACAGCAAUAAUCGAGCGACUGAUCAAUACUUGGAGGUGUACAUCCGUCCAAAUGGAAGCACCAAAACGCGCUGCCCCUUGAUCAAAUGCCACCGAACGAAGACGACGACGGGGACGGGGACACCAACAGCAACGACGACGAAUACGACAGCUUCCGCUACCGCAUCGUCAACCGAGACAAUGGAGACGACGACGACGGCGGUGGCUACUGCAACUGGCACCAAUGCUGCACCGCUGUCGGACACUCUACUGCACCACCACCACCACCACCAGGAGGGGAACGAAAUCAACAACUCGGUCGUCGUUAGCUGGAAUCAUCAACACCACCACCAGCAGCACCAGCACUAUCAGCACCCCCCGGGGGUGACCUCUUCGGUGGAUUCGUCCUCAUCUUCGCCGUUCCGAUCCACGGCAUCCAUCAAGGAGUCCAAUCGGCUGAAGAAUCCAGCUCUGAGAAAGUCCAACAUGGAGAAGAGCCUAACGAACAAAAAACGCAUCAUCAAAAUGCUGUUCGUGGUGGUGCUGGAGUUUUUCAUCUGCUGGACGCCGCUGUACGUGAUCAACACGAUGGCCCUGUUCUGGCCGAGCACCGUCUACCACAACCUGGGCUACACGGCCAUCAGCUUCUUCCAGCUGUUGGCGUACUCGUCGUCGUGCUGCAACCCCAUCACCUACUGCUUCAUGAGCGGUGGCUUCCGGAAGGCGUUCCUCAAUCUGUUCCGGUGCUUUCGGCCGUGCUCGCGAGCCUCGGGUCACGACGGCGGCGGCCUGCGGCGAAACCGUCGAAAUAGUAGCGCCAUGUGCGGACUGUACGUGGCCAGCGGUUGUGACAGUGGUGGUGGUGGUGGUGGAGGCGGUGGAGUAGGUGGGACGGCUGCCCUGCUCCGAAAGUACAGCAGCAGGCGGAAGCAGCGGCAAUCGCUGCGUACGAUGGACACCAUUUUGAGUACGGACGGGGUGGUCAGUUUGAAGCAGAGAGACACGGCGGCAGAAGCAGCAGUAGUAGUGGCGACAGCUGCUGGUAAUGCGUCGUCUGAUGGGGGUUUGCAUAAUCAUCAUCAGCAUCAUCGGUACUGUCACCACAGUCAGGGUCAAGAGCAGUAGGUAGGUGCUAAUUGUGUUUCACGGAAGGUGAUGAUACCGUUGUUAAGUCGAUAAACAUAAGCGGAAUUGUUUGCUGCAAGUGGAGCCAGUAAGGUGCCAUAUAUGUGCUUUUGAUGAUAGUCGGAGUGAUAAAUUAGUUCUUAGUUUGUUUGAACGGGGUGCUGUUUGGUCACGUACGAGAGAUGCUCAAAUUGAACGGUUGCAGAGAUUAUGAAUCAGUGUUGGUAACAAGGUGUUUGGUAAAAAAAAAAUAGACAUCCAAUUGAGUUCCUGGCAUGCUCAAAGUCGAGUCAAGUAGAAGACACUGAAGACGACCUUACAGUUGAGGUCGAAAUACCUAUCUGUCAGUUCUUAGUGGAAUACAAAGGAACAGUACUUAACACGAUUUUCUUUUUAACUUAUGCUCAAAAUGUUAAUGGGAAAAAAUAAGAAGUGAGAUGUGUGCAUACCCAAGCUCAUGGGAAAAGUAAAACGUCGGUAAACAUAUUUUCUUAAAUUCUAGUUUUUUUUAAUCCCAAGACUACGUAGCCGUUAACCAAGAGAGUCAACCAUACAAUCGUGUUUAGCAUUAAAUACUAGUUUCAGUGACCAAUAUGUGAAUGCUGCAGAGCUUCCGAAUGAUU
Molecule: messenger RNA, 3184 nt
Organism: Aedes albopictus (Asian tiger mosquito)
Lineage: Eukaryota; Metazoa; Arthropoda; Insecta; Diptera; Culicidae
Product: tyramine receptor Ser-2-like
Exons: 5
Coding region: 471-2561 (696 amino acids)
Biological process (GO): neuropeptide signaling pathway
Cellular component (GO): plasma membrane
Molecular function (GO): neuropeptide receptor activity
Source: RefSeq, a predicted model, not a curated record